This is a messenger RNA of Aethalodelphis obliquidens (Pacific white-sided dolphin), 807 nucleotides long. RefSeq names its product claudin 18 (gene CLDN18). NCBI's taxonomy places the organism in Eukaryota, Metazoa, Chordata, Mammalia, Artiodactyla, Delphinidae. The transcript has 5 exons. Gene Ontology annotation, molecular function: structural molecule activity. The record is from RefSeq and is a predicted model, not a curated record. Gene Ontology annotation, cellular component: membrane; bicellular tight junction. Bases 2 to 787 code for a protein of 261 amino acids.
CAUGUCCACCACCACAUGUCAAGUGGUGGGCUUCCUGCUGUCCAUGCUGGGCCUGGCCGGCUGCAUCACUGCCACGGUGAUGGACAUGUGGAGCACCCAGGACCUGUACGACAACCCUGUCACCGCCGUGUUCCAGUACGAAGGGCUCUGGCGCAGCUGCGUGCAGCAGAGCUCCGGCUUCACCCAGUGCCGGCCCUACUUCACCAUCCUGGGCCUGCCAGCCAUGCUGCAGGCCGUGCGAGCCCUGAUGAUUGUGGGCAUCGUCCUGAGUAUCAUUGGCCUCCUGGUGUCCAUCUUCGCCCUCAAGUGCAUCCGCAUCGGCAGCAUGGAUGACUCUGCCAAAGCCAAAAUGACACUUACCUCCGGGAUCAUGUUCAUCAUCUCAGGUCUCUGUGCAAUCGCUGGAGUGUCUGUAUUUGCCAACAUGCUGGUGACUAACUUCUGGAUGUCCACAGCUAACAUGUACACCAGCAUGGGUGGGAUGGUGCAGACCGUCCAGACCAGGUACACCUUUGGUGCGGCUCUGUUUGUCGGCUGGGUCGCUGGAGGCCUCACGCUAAUUGGGGGCGUGCUGAUGUGCAUCACGUGCCGGGGCCUGACGCCCGAGGAAACCAACUACAAAGCCGUCUCUUAUCACGCCUCGGGCCACAAUGUUGCCUACAGGCCUGGAGGCUUCAAAGCCAGCACUGUCUUUGAGUCCAACACCAAAAACAAGAAGAUAUACGAUGGGGGUGCCCGCACAGAAGAUGAGGGACAAUCUCAUCCUUCCAAGUACGACUACGUGUAGCCCUCCAAGACACCUCGGCA